Myotis brandtii (Brandt's bat) is the source of this 1180-nucleotide messenger RNA. RefSeq names its product tumor protein p73 (gene TP73). NCBI's taxonomy places the organism in Eukaryota, Metazoa, Chordata, Mammalia, Chiroptera, Vespertilionidae. Gene Ontology annotation, cellular component: nucleus. The transcript is spliced from 10 exons. The record is from RefSeq and is a predicted model, not a curated record. Gene Ontology annotation, biological process: apoptotic process; regulation of transcription by RNA polymerase II; protein tetramerization. Gene Ontology annotation, molecular function: RNA polymerase II cis-regulatory region sequence-specific DNA binding; DNA-binding transcription factor activity, RNA polymerase II-specific; protein binding. The coding region runs from base 32 to 1180 and encodes 382 amino acids.
CCCUCCGGGCCCGGGCCCGCCAAGAGGGAAGAUGUCCGGGCCCACCGCCCCCGACGAGGGAACCACCUUCGAGAACCUGUGGAACUCGCUGCCCCACAGCACCUACUUUGACCUGCCCCAGGCGAGCCAGGGCAGCAGCGAGGGGGUCAGACCCGACAGCACCUACUUUGACCUGCCCCAGGCGAGCCAGGGCGGCAGCGAGGGGGCGUGUGGCGCAGAGGCCGGCAUGGACUUCCACCUGCCGGGCAUGGCCGCCUCGUCCGUCAUGAAGCUGUACUGCCAGAUCGCCAAGACGUGCCCCAUCCAGAUCCAGGUGUCCUCGCCGCCGCCGCCGGGCACCACCGUGCGCGCCAUGCCCGUCUACAAGAAGGCGGAGCACGUGACCGAGGUCGUGAAGCGCUGCCCCAACCAUGAGCUCGGACGGGAUUUCAACGAGGGACAGUCUGCCCCCGCCAGCCACCUCAUCCGCGUGGAGGGCAACAACCUCUCGCAGUACGUGGAAGACCCUGUCACCGGCAGGCAGAGUGUCGUGGUGCCCUACGAGCCCCCCCAGGUGGGGACGGAGUUCACCACCAUCCUGUACAACUUCAUGUGCAACAGCAGCUGCGUGGGGGGCAUGAACCGCCGGCCCAUCCUCGUCAUCAUCACCCUGGAGAACCGCGAGAGGGAAGGAGGGCCUGAGGGUCCCGAGGCUCCCGGGCUCCUGGGCAGAGGCUGCCUCCCGUCGCAGGUGCGGGGCCGGGAGAACUUCGAGAUCCUGAUGAAGGUGAAGGAGAGCCUGGAGCUGAUGGAGCUGGUGCCCCAGCAGGUGGUGGACUCCUACCGGCAGCAGCAGCAGCUCCUGCAGCGGCCGAGCCACCUGCAGCCUCCCUCCUACGGGCCGGUCCUCUCGCCCGUGAACAAACCCCACGGGGGCGUCAGCAAGCUGCCCUCGGUCAACCAGCUGGGGAGCACGGCCAUGACACGGUGGCCGCGUGGCAGGGUGGCCAGUGGGUGCCCAGGAGCCGCCUGGAGGGGGCAGUGCUCACCCAGCCAGGCGGGUUCUCUCUGCAGUUUUCUCACAGGCCUGGGCUGUCCCAACUGCAUCGAGCGCUUCACCUCCCACGGCGUGCACAGCAUCUACCAGCUGCAGAACCUGACCCUGGAGUCCGUCCAUAUCCCCACCUCUGGCUUUGGCUGA